Symbiodinium sp. CCMP2456 is the source of this 1311-nucleotide messenger RNA. Lineage: Eukaryota; Dinophyceae; Suessiales; Symbiodiniaceae. The record is from the annotation of a GenBank genome assembly.
AUGGGCCCCCACGCUUCGGGAGCCACUGUGAUGGGCGUGCUGGAACCUGAAGGCCACUGGCUGCAGGCAGAGCUUGCCUCUGCCAGUGGCGACACAGUGGGUCACAUUCGCUUAUUCUAUGACGAGGAGGAGGACGCUGUCAUCUCCAACUUCAAGAACAUCCAGAAUGUGGAUUGGGGAAGAGACAUUGCUGCGAAGAAGGGUGGUGACGAAGAAAUCUUGACCACGGUAGUCGGGCGGUGGGUGCAGGCACGGACAGCAGCUGCCAUUACAGACCAGGACGAGGAGGAGUUCUGCUACGACUCCUUCUGCAACAAACGAGGCAAGUGUCAGAGAUGCCCUUGUCAAAUCUUCGUGCUGUCCGAGCACCUCAUGAACCAAGAGAUGCUUUGCAGGCGGUGCGGCUGUGCUGCGAUCCAUCACGCCAAGGUCGGCAAGUUCCGGUUUCACGAGGGCCAGAAAGGCAAAGACUCGGAAGAUCCCAGCACAGCAAGGCCCCCACAGAAAACGGCGAUGGAUGAAAUACCAAGCCGAAGGUGGAGCCUGGAUGAUGCCACUGCGGGCGAGGAGAUCGUUGAGUUCAUCAUCAGGCAGCUGGAGCUGGCCAAGAACCUCUACGAGGUUCUCGGGGUGGCUCCCAGUUCUUCGGCCCUGGAGAUUCGCCAGGCUUAUCGGGCCAUCUCGCUCAGGGUGCAUCCGGACAAGAUCAAUGCCAAUGCGGCGCAUGCGCAGAGCGAAGACGAGAGCCUGAGCUUGUCAGCCCUUGCAGAAGACGCAUUCAAACUGGCGUCCUCGGCCUACGAAGUGCUGAAUGAUGAGAUCGAGCGAAGAUCGUACGAUCGACAGCUGUACUUGGACUGGGUGCGAACGGAGAAAGCAAAGGCAAAGCCGAAACCGAAGCCAAAGGCAAGGCAUGCGGCAAAUGUGCCCACUGCUGUUUGCAAGAAGCCUCAGCCUACGGCUCCGGCCAAGGGCCCUUGGGACACUGAAGGCGAAGACGGCAAAGAUCCAGGCAGGCGGGUGGAUGAGUUCUUCAAGAAUCCGACCAUUGGUACCUUCAUGAACUCUCCCUACUACGGUGAGGACGGCGUGUUUGGUAGCAGCGGGACGAUCAAAGAGAAUCCUGCGGGCGGGUUCAGCUUUGAGCUUCCCGGUGGCGGUGGUAUUCACAUUGACAACGGAAACGGCUAUCAGCGACUCAAGCAGAUGGAGGAGGACUUUGCAAAGACCGGCCAUGUCCCGCUGCGCCCUCGGAAGACGGGCUCGGCGAUCGGCAAGUCACGCACCAUGAAACGGGCUGUACGGGCCUAG